Messenger RNA from Cornus florida, 3861 nucleotides. RefSeq names its product probable cytochrome c biosynthesis protein. Gene Ontology annotation, molecular function: heme transmembrane transporter activity. Gene Ontology annotation, cellular component: membrane. Lineage: Eukaryota; Viridiplantae; Streptophyta; Magnoliopsida; Cornales; Cornaceae. The record is from RefSeq and is a predicted model, not a curated record. Gene Ontology annotation, biological process: cytochrome complex assembly; heme transport.
AUGGAAAGAAAGAGACCACUACUUCGCCUCUUUGUUGGACCGCCGGCGCGAACACAGUGGUCGGGGUGGCUGGUGGUUUCGGGAUCCUGUAGAAAUGCUUCUUUUAUGCCUCGGGUAUUAGCCACAGCUCGUAUUCAUUCAGUAAUUCUACCCCUUCUUCAUUCUUGGACCUCGUUUCUGAAUAUUGUGACUCUUCCAUGCUGUGUCUCAGGAACCUCUUCAAUACGGUCCGGAUUGCUAGCUCCCGUUCAUAGUUUUGCUACAGAUGAUACACGAGGACUCUUUUUAUGGCGGUUCUUCCUUCUAAUGACCGGCAUAUCUAUGAUUCUUUUCUUACAGAUGAAGCAGCAGGCAUCGGUCCGUAGAACCUAUCAAAAAGAGAUGGUUGUGGCGCGAAGUACUCUUGUGCACCUACGUCACUCGGCUCGCGCGCAACCCCGCCCCGUUAUGUUAUGGAAGAAUGGAGCUUAUUUCCGGGCUGGUUAUUCAGAGCCAGCAAUAAGCUGUCGGAUUUCGUCCCGCAACUAGAAGAAGAUCGCUUCGGGGGUCACUGUGGUGUGGCUGAAUGUAGAGAAGUCCGCCCUUACAGCCUUUGAUCAGUAGAUUAUUUAGAACUUCGGAAGAUGGUCAAGGUAGCUUGCUCCCAAGCCACUGCACUAGAUGCGCAUGUAGUCGUGUAGUAGUCGGCCCAGAAUGCCUCUGUUCUGUACUCAAAUAUGACUUCCGGAUGAAUGGGAAUUAAGUAGUCGCUCUUUGAUCUGCAGAAUCAGGCCUACGAGCUCUCUGUUUUAUGGCAGAGAUCUAUCCCAAGGAACCAAAUCACAAUGGAUCGAAGCCCUCCUUUUCCUGUAAAUUAGUGAGAUUCUAUCUCUCUCUUACUUGGGAGAUUUUGGUCGGCAUUAUAGAAGCAAAGCUUCCCGGCCGACUGCCUCCUUGUGUGGAAAUGCCUUUUCAUGAUCUCCAGCUCUUUCCCACCAGCUCGUUCUUUACUAGGCAUCUAGGCGAAACCCGCCGGGUUAACUCAACGUAAAGAAAGCUCAUUAGGUCAAAACGAGGGGAGUGCUUACUAAAAGGCCAGUUGGGAGUAGGUAGCUAUUAGGCUCACGCUUCCGUGUCACAGUAAGAUUGUUGUUCCAUAGACAGAUUCCUCCUCAUUAAGUAAGAAGGUAUGGAAUAGCCCGAGAGACACGGGUGAUGUCACUAUGACAAAGGAGCCUUACGAACUUCUUUUCUGGUCGAUCCACUUAGGCAGGCUUAGGUCGAUCCUCACUCAAUAGUAUUCACGCGACCCUGCCAUCCGGAUUUGAGGAACUUGACCUGCAGCAAAAGUGUAGUCGCACAUACAUGGCAAAUGAGUGGUUUACUUCGCAGACCAUACUGGAGCUAGUUUCAACAAAGCUUCCGGCGCAAGCAAGCUCUUUUUGGGGCUAGUGCUUACCACAGCACUUACCUUAUUCGUUUAAGUCAGAUAUUCUCUAUCGAGAAAGCGUACCACUACUAGCCGCCCUUACCCUUACACAGCUUAUUAUUCCGAUCUUGCUGCUCGCUUCGCUUCUGUGGUCACUGUAGCUGGUGUUGAAGUCCAUGCUUUAGCCAAUAUAUAUCUUAAGUAAAGAGACUCAGAAUAGUUUCUCUAUCCAUCAUUCGAAGACCCAUGAUCCAACCCAUCCUCCUUUCGAGCAGAUUGACUCAUCAAAAGCUGGAAACAAGAGCCCUCGUCCAGAGAUUUGGUAGGAAAGUGGAAGUUCUCUCCUGAGACCAUUACAAGAAAACAGACCUACUUCCUCGAUCUUCUCAUUAGAAUAGAAGGUUUGGCUGGCCCAUUCAGAGGGGCUUUUCUAAGAUGAAGAAGAUUAAGAACCCUGCUUCGAAGGGGGCACUCUACGUCGUUAACCCUAAGUCAAAGGCGGGCCCUAAUCCCCAUACCCGCGUGAAGAGCUUCUAGAAGAAGACUCUGAAUCCAUUAACAGCCAGGAAUGGAGGCACACAACAGGAUCUCUCAGUUCAGUAGGAAUUUUACUAUAAGAAGGAUCCCCUGCGAACUAGUCGUAGUCGUUUUUGCCAUUCUACCAAAAAUGCAUGUUAAGGAUCUCUGGCAUGUAAUGGAAUAGCAAGAAUCUUACCCUUUUCACCCAUGCCCCCAGUCUGAAAAGAACCCCCUGCCUCCAGCUCUAUCAGCUAUGGACCACCCGACCCGCCUAUUUCAGGUCUUGUUCCAGAUCUAAGAAGGGUUUAGAUGAAUCUAAAAACUCCUUUCUUUUUCUAUUCGUAGCAUGGAUGGGAAGUUGCUUCGACCUCCGCCCAGCUCCUUGAAAACGACGUAAGUCCACUGUCCGUUUUCCCGACCGCCAUCCUGAGGAAAGAAAAGAGAUGAGCAGUUUCUUCAUUCCUAGCUUGAGAUUAUCUAGUUUAUUAGCCAGCAUUUCUGCAAGGGUCAUCAAAAACCUAGCUUCAGCCCACGCAGCUGAGAGGUUGAAGGAAUUGGUUAUGAAAGACUGUUGUAUAAGUCAGGAGUAGAUCUCCCUAUUUCUGCAUUUCUUUCUUGUGACGUGAGGGCGCUUCAUCUUUCCACUCUUCAAUAGCGAUCAAAGCAAGGGCAUGCCACACCUGUGUUGCAUUUUUGAGUGAUUGUCAAAUCUAUCCUCUUCCCUAUCUUACGUAGCUUGUGUUUCCACUGAGAAAAGUCAAAGAAUGCCAGGCCAUUCUUGUAUGUUUUUUCCUAAUUUGUUUCAGUACCAGCUGCCUUCCCAAUUGGGUCUAAAAACCGAUCUUAGAAAAGGGCGAGUUGAUAAAAUACGGGAACACCUCCUCCAUCUUCUAUUUUUGGUGAUUCCAAGUUAGUGUGAUCAACCAACUUCUAAAAUCAAAGAGCUAUGGCUGAAGAUCAGCUUCCACUGGUGCUUGUGCUUUGAAAAGACUAUAGAGAACCGGUCCCCUCUUAUGGCUUCGCCUUUGGGACUCGGUAUAGGAUAGUGUCCAAAUGACAUCCAGAACCGUGUGCGAAGGAAAAGCAGAAAGGGAGGAUGCAUGUUCAAUCCCUCUCGUGGGGUUUUAAACCAAUGACCCUUGAAUGAACUGGACGUAGGCUCGAAUCCCGCGCGAAGAAAUGGGAUUUAGCUGGAUUCUCUUUAGAACCCGUCUACCAGUAUAGUGCCUUAGGGGCGUGAAUCGCGCUUAAUAAGUGAAGUGCCCCCCUUUUCUGCCUUUAGCCUUUGAUCCCUUUCUCGCUAAGUGCAAAGACUCGCUCAUCCCUCUGGGUGAUGAACGUCAACAGAUAUACGUCCGGGCGAUCCAGCCCCCAUAGAUCCAUCUUUUCCAGCCCAUCAUACCAAUAUCUCCCGUCUUUGGGUUGGGUGGAUUUGGUUUGUCCCCUCCUUUCCGUGCUACUAAGAUAAGACAAUGAAGGAGAAAGAAAGAGAUCGCAGGAGAAAUAGAAUGUGAGAAUGUCAAAAUGAAUUCUGAGGCCAUUCGUAGCCCAGAUUCAAGAUUUGUGAUUUACCAGACAGACGUGACACUUAUUGAAUUUUGUCACAACGGAAAUGGGAAAGCUCACCCAAGUAAUAGAAAGAAAGGCUAUUUGGCCUCUUCCUGAACAAGGGUCCAAUUGGCGCGGGAAGAGGAGCUCACAAGCUUGAAAGAUAGAAGCCCCUUCAGAUAGUCCAAAUAAGAAAUAAGUCACUAAUAAAACCUUCUCUGAAUCGUUCCUAACAAGGAGAGAAGUACGGGUGCUUGCUUUCAUUCAAAGGUAGGUUCGACCGCGUCAGGUCAGGUGGGUGAAUCUUACGGUUAAAGCAUUGUGAUUUCGCCUACUUAUCUUCUUUUCCCGGCACCGGCGAGGAGAACCCACAAGCGCCCGGCAAU